Gasterosteus aculeatus aculeatus (three-spined stickleback) is the source of this 448-nucleotide messenger RNA. It is a transcript of the gene ndufb3, whose product is annotated as NADH:ubiquinone oxidoreductase subunit B3. Lineage: Eukaryota; Metazoa; Chordata; Actinopteri; Perciformes; Gasterosteidae. The record is from RefSeq and is a predicted model, not a curated record. Gene Ontology annotation, cellular component: mitochondrion; respiratory chain complex I. Gene Ontology annotation, biological process: mitochondrial respiratory chain complex I assembly; electron transport chain.
GCUCUGGUAUUUUGUCCUCACUGCUUGCCGUAGUGUUGCCGUAAAUUAAGGUAACUGUCGCAAACCCUUAGGCCAACAACAGAGGUCAGAACGAGCCACUCAGCAUGGGAGGUGACCACGGCCACAACAAGAUGUCCAUGCCGGACUGGCGGCAGUGGAAGGUGGAGGGAACGCCGAUGGAGUUCACAAAGCAGCGGCUGGCAGCCAGAGGCCUCAAGGAUCCGUGGGCCCGCAACGAGACGUGGAGAUACUCCGGAGGCUUCGCCCGCGCUGUGACUCUGUCGGAUGUGCUGCUGAAAGGCUUCAAGUGGGGCUUUGCAGCCUUUACCGUCGCUCUGGCGGUCGAGUACGCCCUGUUUCCACCCAAGAAGGGGGGUCACUAAUGCUCGUCCCAGAGUAUAAUAAUAUCCUGUAUUUCUGCUCAUUAAAUGUUUCUGUGAUUUCCCCC